AUGAGUAUUUUAUGCAAAAAAUUAGAAUAUAAAAAAUAUGGCGAUCCUAACGAGGUUGUAUCGUACCAGAAGGAAGAGUUAAAGGAACUUUGUCCAGGACAGGUGCUGGUUCAAAUGUUAGCUGCGCCUGUUCAUCCAGUAGACAUUAAUGUUAUACAAGGAGUAUAUCCUGUGAAGCCCAAAUUACCGGCUGUUCCUGGAAACGAAGGCGUUGGGUGUGUUAUGGAAGUUGGUCCUGACGUCAAAGACUUAAAAGAAGGCGACAAGGUCAUUUUGACGUCAUCUUGUCUUGGCACUUGGCGAACACAUGCCAUAUUUCAGGAACACGAUUUGGCAAAGAUACCACCCGAUUUACCGGUAGUUGAAGCUGCCACAUUGACCAUAAAUCCAUGUUCUGCAUAUCGAAUGUUACAAGACUACAAAAAACUAACGAAUAAAGAUUGCAUUAUACAAAAUGGGGCUAAUAGCGCAUGUGGACAGACAAUAAUACAAAUCUGCAAAAUAUGGGGAAUACAAAACAUUGGAGUAGUAAGAAAAAGACCACAAUUAGAUGAGUUGAAAGAUUAUUUGAGCAAAUUGGGUGCAUCACUGAUUUUAACCGAAGAAGAACUGUCAACCACGACUAUAUUUAAAGAUGGUAAAUUCCCACGCCCUUCUUUGGGUUUGAACUGCAUCGGUGGUAAGAAUGGACAUCAAAUGGUGCGUCAUCUACAACCAGGAUCCGUUCUGGUGACCUACGGGGGAAUGUCCCGACAACCAGUAACUGCACCGACGUCAGCUUUUAUAUUCAAAAAUAUCGCCAUCAAAGGUUUUUGGGUCACGCAAUGGAACAAGCAACAUCGGAAAACUCCAGAGCAUGCAAAUAUGUUCAAAGAUCUGAUAGGUUUCGUGAAAGAAGGAAAAUUGAAAGCACCACUAUUUGAAAUGGUUCCACUUUUAAAUCGCUAA
Messenger RNA from Ctenocephalides felis (cat flea), 948 nucleotides. RefSeq names its product enoyl-[acyl-carrier-protein] reductase, mitochondrial-like. The record is from RefSeq and is a predicted model, not a curated record. Gene Ontology annotation, molecular function: trans-2-enoyl-CoA reductase (NADPH) activity. The transcript is spliced from 5 exons. The coding region runs from base 1 to 948 and encodes 315 amino acids. Gene Ontology annotation, biological process: fatty acid metabolic process. Lineage: Eukaryota; Metazoa; Arthropoda; Insecta; Siphonaptera; Pulicidae. Gene Ontology annotation, cellular component: mitochondrion.